AUGACGAACAGUUCAAACUGCACCGAAACAGACCUCAAACCCUACUACGCGAUUACUUACACCUUCAUCCUCAUCCCUGGGCUGAUAGGCAACACGUUAGCUCUGUGGGUCUUCUACGGGUACAUGAAAGAGACUAAAAGGGCCAUAAUAUUCAUGAUCAAUUUAGCCAUUGCCGACUUAGCGCAGGUUUUGUCCUUGCCCCUGAGGAUUUUCUACUACUUGACGGGGACGUGGGAAUUUGGAGGAGGUCUCUGCCUGCUCUGCUUCUACCUGAAGUACGUCAACAUGUACGCCAGCAUCUACUUCUUGGUGUGCAUCAGCGUGAGACGCUAUUUGUUUCUCCUGCACCCGUUCAAAUUCAGCGACAGCAAACGCGUCUGGGACGUGUACAUCAGCAUCGCCGGGUGGGUCGUGGUCUGCGUCGGCUGCUUGCCUUUCCUGCUCUUCAGGCUCCACCGGGACGCUACAAACACGUGUUUCGUGGAUCUCCCCGUCAAGCAAGUCGACCUUCCCAGCUCCAUCGCGAUGGUGACCAUAGGGGAAUUGGUGGGGUUCGUAACGCCCCUACUCAUCAUCCUGUACUGCUCGUGGAAGACUGCCUUGUCGCUAAAGGAAAAGAAUUCUGCUUCCCACGACCUCGGAGAGAAAAAAAAGGCUUUGAAGAUGAUCCUCACCUGCGCUCUGGUCUUUCUGAUUUGUUUCGCGCCGUACCAUAUCAGCUUCCCCCUGGAUUUCUUUGUCAAAACCAAAAAGAUUAAGCGCGGGUGUGUGAUCUCGGUGUUUCACGCGGUGGCUUUGUGCCUCGCCAGCCUGAACUCCUGCGUGGACCCCAUCAUCUACUACUUUACCACGGACGAGUUCAGGAGACGCCUUUCCAGGCAGGAUUUGCAAGACAGCAUCCAGCUCCACCACCUCAGUUACGUGAGGAAGCACUCCAGAGACACGCUCAAGGAGGACACCAUGGACUGCUAG
This is a messenger RNA of Apaloderma vittatum (bar-tailed trogon), 972 nucleotides long. It is a transcript of the gene GPR174, whose product is annotated as G protein-coupled receptor 174. The transcript has a single exon. Bases 1 to 972 code for a protein of 323 amino acids. Gene Ontology annotation, biological process: phospholipase C-activating G protein-coupled receptor signaling pathway; positive regulation of Rho protein signal transduction. NCBI's taxonomy places the organism in Eukaryota, Metazoa, Chordata, Aves, Trogoniformes, Trogonidae. The record is from RefSeq and is a predicted model, not a curated record. Gene Ontology annotation, molecular function: G protein-coupled receptor activity. Gene Ontology annotation, cellular component: membrane.